Messenger RNA from Onthophagus taurus, 4887 nucleotides. Lineage: Eukaryota; Metazoa; Arthropoda; Insecta; Coleoptera; Scarabaeidae. The record is from RefSeq and is a predicted model, not a curated record.
UUCCAAGUGUUAUGGUGUUACCAACUGCUACAUACCUAUUCGGACAUUGAAUUUGAACCACCUGUAUAACCUAAGUUAUAACACAUAAUUCGGUGUCUGGGCUCUGUUAUAAAUUUAGCCGGAAUGAUAAGUGGAAUAAAACAAGUGGCACAGAGACGCCAAAUGGGUUAAUAAGGCAAAAUCAUAGAUUCUCUGUUCUAGGAUUAGUUAAGGGCAAUAACGGCAGCGCCUCGUCCUCAAGCAGCCUCAGCUUAAUAAGAUGAAGUUUUUAUCUUAAGAUUAUAUUGUAGAGUCUCGAUCGCAACCUCAGCUACAAUUAAUAUCAUAUCAAAUAGAAAUAAGCCAUAUCUACCCAAAACUAACUAAUAAAUUACAAUUCAUCACCUAUUUAACAAUAUCCCUGCGUCUCUCAACAUCUUUUAUUUAUUAACAUCAGAUAUUUCUCAGUAUUAUAUCCUUAAACAUCAUCUCUUUCCGUCUCUGACAGCUCAACGUUGUCUUUGAUAUACAUUUUCCUUUUUACAUUUUUACACCUACACAACUAACAAGUCCGAAUUGUUAGUGACAUAGUAUUUUUGGAUUAAUAAAAAAAAUAACAUUUACUUUAUAAUUUAGCACUUGAAAUAAUUGAUGUUUUCCAAAAUAUACACCACCCUGUAUACAACAAUUUUUAUUAAAACACCGCUAGUAUGCGCUGUAAGCGGCCAUCUUGUCGUUUUAUCGAUUACGUGACGCGUUAUUUGGAACGAAAACGCCGAGGAGUCACCUUCGAAAGACCCCACCCAUAUCCAUCUGGUUUGUUUAUUAAUUUUAUUAUUACUUUGUACAAGUAAUAGAGAUUUUAUCAACAUUAAGGGUUAAUUAAUUUAUUAACCUCACUUUUUUUUAUUCGUUUCUUGUCAAACGUCAACAAACUCCCUCGAGGCAAAAAAAGAUUAUUCUACGUCGUAUUUAAGUAUCGAAAUCGAUGUAUUUAUGUGAAUUAGAUGUAUGAAGAUGAAACGAAACUAAUUUACUAAACCGAAUCGAUACAAGCACAAAAACACAAAGGUCAUAGUGAAGAGACCUAAAAUACGCACUAACUAGAAUUUUUAAAUACACAACGUCAACUUAAAAUUAUUUAUGGGGGAAAAAGGAUAAGUUAAUUGUUGUUAAAUGCAUUAUUGUUGGAAACUAACGAUUUCGACGGAUUCGUGGUAUACGUGACACUAAAUGCCUAAAAGCCGUUCGUGUUGGGUUAUUGCGAGGAGUCUACAAGGUCGUUGUAUGCGUAGGAAGUGUAGGAACCGAAUCGGGUGGGAUUUGGAGGAAUAUUACGUUUAAUUUUUACCCUAAUUGACGUGGAUAAGGUUAAUCGCGAUGUCGGACGAAGCUUACAACAAAAAACUCGCCGAUUUGCAACAAUACGUCCCGUUCAUGGAAAACAUGAUAACCCAGCUCAAAGACCCCAAGUGGAAGCCGCGCGAGGCCCAAUUAAACAAAAUGGAAUCACUUUACACCAUGAUCACUGACAAAAAUAAAAAGUGGAAAUUUGAUACGCUAUUGAAGUGUGAGGAGGUCAUUUUGAAGUUGCAGACCAAGAUUAAGAAGUCCCUUUCAAAUCCAUCCCAGCAAUCGGAUUUGGCGCAACAAGGGGGUGGGAAAGGGGUCCCAACGACUGUCGUUAACGAGAUAAUGAACGUUUUGAAGCUAAAUACGGCGAGGGCGAAGCUGCAAAGGAUGCAGGAAUCGAAUGAAACCCCAAAAAGUCCCAGCCCAACCCCAGAAAUCUCAAUACCGUGUGAGCCACCCAAAAUAAUCCCAAUUGAGCCCCAAGAAAGUUACAAAUAUAGGAAUAUUAUUGACCCAAACGAUUUUAGUUCAAAGUGGGAUAACAACUUGGAGAGAUACACGAAGGAAAAACCCGACAUUUAUAGCAGCGCGGCUCAGAGUUUGACCCAAACCCCAAAAAUAAAGAAUAAAUCGAUUUUUGAGCGUUUAGGCCCUGUCGUAACAGAACCACAAAAACCAUUAUUAACUGACGAUGAUUUAGCUCAAUUAGGGACCGACGAUUUAUACUUACAAAGCGCAUCAAACGAUUUAAAACAAAAAGAUUCCCUAAAUAUCGAAUUAAACCUAAAAAUAACUCCAAGAAUCGUCCCUGUACCAUCGAGUAAACCAAAAAUAUCAAAAAACGAAACCAAAAAUCGCGAAAAAACGAUUUCGAAAGAAAAAGACGUUAAAAUUAAGACUGUUAAGGUCGAUGGGAAUGUGUCAGGGGACGUUUUCGGUAGUUUAUUGAGUAGUAUUGAUACGAAAAUAUUGGAAGAGACUAAAAAGAAAGAUCACAAAAAAGAUUCCCAUUAUAAACACAAAGAUGAUAAAGAGUAUAAACAUAAAGAUCGCGAAAAAAAAGAUUAUAAACACCAUCAUUCUUCGCGAAAGGUGUCGGGGCAUAAAGAAAAAUCGAUUAAAGAGAAAUCUGGGGAAACUAAAACAGUUGAAAAAUCAAUAGAAAAGUCAUCAGAAUCGUUUGACGUUCGAAAAGAUGAAAAAACUCAGGAGGAUUACGUUUCGAGUACGGUAGAUAUCCCGAUGGAUAGUAAUAAGCCGCGACGUUUGGCGGAUAAAUAUCACCCGAAACCGCGUUUGAAGCAGCCCCAGGAGGAGGUUGGGAGUACGUCCAGGAUCGAGGAGAAGGAGGAGGUGAAGUUGAAUCGCGAUCCUAGGCGUAGAUCGCCGCCGUUUUCUGCGAGCUAUUUCAAUCAGAAUUCGUCGACCGCGACGAGCGGGUUUGAUUCGAUGAAUAAGCGGGAUUUGAAUUGGGGGAAAUAUCAAAGUCACGUUUCGACGGAUGGGCAACAUGUUCAAGGGGUGGGGAGAUUUGAUCCGAGGUUGCAUCAAGGAUUUAAUGCUACUAAUACAGGUUACACUCAAGAUGUAGUUCCCAGCGCUCAACUUGGAUUGUUACCAACCCCGCAGAACCCUUCACAUCUACGAAGUCCCCAACACCAUACAAACCACCAGCACCUUCAAAAUCCUCCACAAUUUCAACCCCCGCAACAUAUACAAAGUUCUCAACACCUUCAAAACGCUCCACAAUUUCAAACUCCCCAACACUCCCGUUUUGAUCCCAGAUUUGAUCAUUAUGACCACCACCACCAAAGACCCCGGACUCCUUUCAACGAACGUCCUCGAAGUGAAUCAAGCACACCGUUUUUCCAACCUCCCCCAGUUCAAUCCCCAUUGUUACCAACACCAAAUCAACCACCCCAACAAUUCACUCCAAGAAAAACUUUCAACCCAUUCGAACCGUUGGACGCUGAGAAAGAAAAAGAAAGAGAAGAAGACUCCUUCAAUAAAAGAGAUUUCAAUUACGGCCGAUUUGGAAGCGAUCGAAGUCGUUCGAAAUUCGAAAGAGGGCGUUUCGAUCGGAGGUUUGAAUCUAGAAGGGAUCGUUUUGGCUCAAAGACGCCGCGAAGGAGUUUGGACGAAGAUGAAUUCAAAAAUGUUAGUGUUAAAUCGGAGAAAGUUGAGGAAACUUUUACCUCACCCCUAGAGGCGCUUUAUUCAACACCGAAACCGGUUCUUUCCGCUUCGCAAGCUAAAGCUGCUUUGGACAAGUUUAAAAUCCCCAAGAAAAAACAAGACGAGAAAAAAGUUGAUGAAAUUAAAGAGAAAAAAGAUGAUGAAAGUGAUGAGGAUGAAGAUACACCUUUGAGUCGAAAAAUAAAGAGGAGGUUGAGGAUUAAGAUUGAUGAUGAUAGUGAGGAAAGCGAUGAGGAAAAAAAGAAAGGUGUUGAGGAGGUUAAGAAAUGUGAAGAUGUUGAAACUAAAAUUGAUGAAAAGGUUGUGGUUGAGGAAGAAAAAGUUGAAACUACAACGAGAAGAUUAAGAACUAGAGCGCCUAAAAUUGAAGUGAAGAAAGUUGAGGAAGAGAAAAAAGUUUCGCCUCAAAGAAGAAGUCAAAGAGUGCAAAAGAAAAAUUUGAAAUAUGCAUGUUCCAAAGAGGUUUCUCAAAAAGAAUCAGUGUCAGAAGAAAGUUUGAGUGAAAUUUCUGAAAAAGAGAUUCCUGAAAAUAAGUUGUCUCAAAACAACGAUUCAUUAAAAAUCGAUGAAAAAAAGGAAGUGUUAAAAGAAGAAAAGGUUGAAGAAAACGAAGAAAUUAGCACCGUAAAAGUCGAAGAAAAACCAGAAACUACCCAAAACGACGAAACACUCCCAGAAAAAGAAAAAGUCAAAAACGAACUCCUCGCCGACAUAAAAAAGAACCAUUUAAAAAUGGAAGAAACCGACGUCCUCCAAUUUAUAUUAGAAAACUAUAAAAAAAUCAAAAAGAUUCUUAAAAGCGAUAGCAGCAGCGAAGAUGAGAACGAAUCUAAAAAGAAAAAAGAUAUCAAAAAAAUUGAAACGGAAAAUGUUGAAGAAUCAAAAGACAUUCCAAAAGAAAUCAUCGAAAAAAUCGAACCAAUAGAAGAUGAAAAAAUAACCGAAAAAGAUGAUGAUAUCGAACUAGUAGAUGAAUACGUUUAUAAAAAUGAAGAAUCCGAAAAAGAAACUAAAUUGAAACCAAAAAAGAUUGUUAAAAUUCCGUUAAAAUCAAAAAAAAAUCCCGUAAAAAAAGUAAUCGUUAAAAGAAAGGCGAUUAAUACAAGAUUGGGAAUGAAUACAAGAACCGGUAAACACCACCAAGUUGUUGUCAAAGCUAAAAAGGCAAGACGAAGUGAAUUGGAUAAGCUUCACGAUGAUAUCAAAGAGAUGUUGAUGGGGAAUGAAAUUAUGACGGUCGGUGGGAAAAGGACGUGCACGAUUACGAAAGAUGAUGAGAAGGAGAAACAAGAUGAUCAAGAUGAUGAGGAUGAAGAGGAGGAUGUUGAGGUAUGUAACGUUUAAUUUGUAACAUCUUUU